Molecule: messenger RNA, 2408 nt
Organism: Lolium perenne
Lineage: Eukaryota; Viridiplantae; Streptophyta; Magnoliopsida; Poales; Poaceae
Cellular component (GO): plasma membrane
Molecular function (GO): protein binding
Source: RefSeq, a predicted model, not a curated record
GAGAAAAAUCGCUUCGGGUGGCAAUGGCGUGCAGCAGCACUGGUGAGCAGACUCCUGCAUCGUCCUCGCCGAUCGGAUCCCCCUCACCGAGUGAUGGCGUUGGUAGAGCUGGCACAUUUGCCGAGCUCCUUGCUCAACGCCGGUGCGGCGGAUCGGAUCAGCUGAUACCUUAUGCGCUGCUGACGCCCGCCCCUUGCGGGCACUGCGGGAAGAUCGACGAUGUUAGGCGGGCUCGGCUGUCGGAGCACGACACCGGCGGCGGCGUUCCUGAUGGCAGCACGCCGCUGGACCGCCGCGUGACGGUGUCGUCGGAGGCGUCGCUCGUCGAGCAGGUCGCCUUCGAGGGCAACUCCUGUUCCACGUGCGUCAGGAUGAUCUACCGGAAGAACCGGUGGCUGGACGACGGCGGCGACACGCCGCUGCACUACGCUGCCAGGUGCAGAAACCUCAGGAUGCUUUUCCAUUUCAUCUGUUUGGUCGGCGAUGAGUACGGCCAUGCCGGGGCCGCGCUAGUGCUGAGGAAACUCAACGGCCGGAACGAGACUGCCCUGCAUGAGGCGAUCAGGCUGGGAAACAACGGCAUGGCCGGGCUUCUGAUGUGGGUGGAUCCAGAGCUGGCCCUGUAUCCUGCACCCGGUCAGGGCACCUCGCCGCUGUACCUGGCUGUGUCCAUGGGAGACGAGCUCAUCGCAAGCAUGCUGCACCGUGAAAGUGGUGGCAACCUGGCCUACUCCGGGCCAGAUGGACAGAACGCAUUGCAUGCUGCGGUUCACCAUGCAUACGGUAUGCUAGAAAAGCUACAUUAUUGGAACAAGGAUCUUAGCAAACAGAACGACCGUAACGGCCGCACCCCUCUUCACUUUGUGGUUUCGUCGCAGUUUGAACCAUACAUCCAUAGAAGUUGGUUUUGUUUCCCCAGUAUCGGGUUACCGUUGGAACAACAUGCUACAUGGGGUGUACUUAACGCUAACCCAUCUGCUGCGUUCCAGCAGGAUAAUAAUGGUUUCUUUCCUGUACAUAUCGCGGCCUUGAUGAAUAGGUUGGUCGCCUUGCGUAUUCUUGUCAAAAGAUGCCCUGGUUGUAUCGGUCUUCGUGACAACCAGGGAAGAACCUUCUUUCAUAUUGCUGUCCAGGCCAAGAUCUUACGCAUAGUAAGAUAUGCUGCACGGGAAUCAAUUUUCGCACCCAUAAUGAACACUCGGGACAAUGAUGGCAACACGGCACUACACCUUGCUGUGGAUAUUGAGCAUCAUUGGAUUUCCUGCGCUCUCUUGAGAAAUCAAGAAGUACUGUUGAAUUUAAGCAAUAACAAGGAUCAAACUCCACUGGAUCUAGCGAGGAGCAAGAAGUGCAGAGAUUUUUCAUAUGGAUUGAAUCCAGAGAACUUGAUAUAUAACACACUCCUGAGUGCUGGUGCAAGGCACGGUAGCUUUUGGAGAGAUCAUCUCCAACAACUUUGCAUUCCAUUGCGAAUGUCAAAAUCAAAGGAUGAAGAGGACCAUUCAGAAAAUGAGGAUGAAGAGAACCAUAGGAAAAAAGAGGAUGACGAGAAAGAAGCCUCGGCUCAAUUGACUGAUUCGACCCGAACACUUGGCCUUGGCUCGGUACUCAUUGCAUCGGUGACAUUCACUGCAACCUUCACUGUACCUGCAGGAAUCAAAGCCAGCGACCACACCAACAGUGGUAUACCAAGGCUUUUCGGUACGUGGCAUUUCCAUGCAUUCAUGAUGGCCAGCACGUUGGCUUUCAUCUGCUCCUCAUUAGCUACACUUGGACUCAUGUUCUCCGGCAUGUCCAUGGUUAAAUUGAAGAUCCGACGGAUGUACUUCAAAAUAUCCGUGUUCCUCACCUCUAGUUCGCUCACUUGCUUGACUGUUGCUUUUUCGCUUGGCGUAUAUAUGGUGCUGGCUCCAGUUGGUCUCACCAUUUCCAGUGUCAUAUUUAUCAUCAGUCCUCUUUUGCUGAUCUACCGAAACGCAGAAGUUGUUAGAGAAAUGCUUCUUACGUACAGACCGCUGUAUGUCAGACGGGGGCAUGAAUUUGUAUGCCGGUUAUAUAUACAACGUAUCUUUCUGUUGAUUCUAAGGGACUUUUGGCCCUUCAUCUUCAUAGCCAUCUUCAGCUCGGCAGCAUGAAGGAAACCAUCAGCAGUAUAAAGCCGGCCUAAAGAAGCGCCAUCAGCUAGAGUUCCAGUGCAUAUCCCAUUGUACAUCUACUCCAUACUGUUCAUGUUUCGCAUGUUAGCUUCUACCGUUGAACUUGACGUUGCAUAACUGUUAGAUAGUUUGAAACCGGCAGGGUGGAUGGAGUGUGGGUCUAUGAAGUCUCACUUGUUAAUGUGACUAUUAUUUGUUUUUUUUGUUUUCUAAGGCGCAAUGUAAAUGUAUAAUAGGGUUAUAUAUUAAGGA